AUGCAACCACAAAGUCCACACUCCUCCCUACAUGUGCGGCCCAUCAUCUUGGGCUUUGCCAAAAUCUUGUUCCUCUCUCUAGGACAGAUACCCAUCGUUCGAGCUGCGCCGGUCUACGCCACACAACUGUUCUCCACUGCCGAUGAUACAGAAGGGAAAGAUCCGGAUGAUCCAGGGCUAUGGAUAUACUUGACUGUUGCGGCAAUCCUUGUUCUAUUGGGAGGGGCAUUUGCUGGGUUGACUAUUGCGCUGAUGGGACAGGAUGAGAUAUACCUCCAAGUCAUCAAGGACUCUGGUGAAGGGACAGAGAGGGCGCAUGCUGCCAAGGUGCUUAAGUUGCUCCGGAAAGGAAAGCAUUGGGUCCUGGUUACGUUGUUGUUGAGCAAUGUAAUCACUAACGAGACUCUCCCUAUUGUGCUCGAUCGGUCGCUGGGCGGUGGGUGGCCUGCCGUCUUGGGAUCGACUGUUUUGAUCGUCAUAUUUGGUGAAAUAGCUCCUCAGUCCGUUUGUGUCCGUUAUGGCCUCCCCAUCGGCUCCUGGAUGGCACCAUUCGUCUUGAUCCUCAUGUACAUUCUGGCGCCUGUGGCAUGGCCAACCGCAAAACUACUGGACUAUCUCCUGGGAGAGGAUCAUGGAACAACAUACAAGAAAGCCGGGCUCAAAACAUUAGUAUCGCUGCACAGGAAUCUUGGAGACGCUGGUCAGCAGCUCAAUGCCGAUGAGGUGACCAUAAUUAGUGCAGUUCUUGACCUCAAGGACAAGCCUGUGGGCAGCAUCAUGACUCCAAUGGAAGAUGUAUUCACCCUGUCUCUCGACGACGUUCUAGACGAAUCCACCAUGGACGACAUUCUGUCACAGGGCUAUUCGAGAAUACCCAUCCACCACCCAGAUAAUGACUCCAACUUUGUGGGCAUGUUGCUGGUCAAAAUGCUCAUCACGUACGACCCAGAGGACGCAAAACCUGUCCGGGACUUUGCUUUGGCCACUCUACCAGAGACUCGACCCGACACCAGUUGUCUGGACAUUGUAAACUUCUUCCAAGAAGGCAAAUCCCACAUGGUCCUUGUAUCAGAGUAUCCUGGAGAAGAUCACGGCGCUCUUGGUGUUGUCACUCUGGAGGACGUUAUCGAGGAGCUGAUUGGCGAAGAAAUUGUGGAUGAAUCCGACGUGUUUAUCGAUGUGCACAAAGCGAUUCGACGAGCUAUGCCUGCACCGACCAGGCGAAUCCCAAAGACGUAUAUCCUUCCUGACGAACCCUCGACAAUCAAUGGCGCGACCCCUGACCUGGUCAACAUUGACGAAAGUGAAAUACUCUCCCCCGAGGACUUACAGCGGGCCAAGACCGCGGAUCAUCCACCACAGAAGCCGAAAGGACCGGCAGGCGCUAGAAGACGCUCAAGUGCAGGAAACAGUGUGGGUGGAGACAGCAAGGCUGGCCGCAGAGCCGCAAGCACCGACGAACUCAAGGAGCAUCUGAAGCACCUAGGACCCUCCAACCUGGCGAGCAGGCCGAGGUCCACGCGGUAUAACACGGUGAAAAUCAAGCCUGGUAGCAGCACAGCCGCAAAGGAGGAUGAAGCCCGAGCGACUCCGGUCCGUCGGAUCUCCGAAAACGUUUCAGAAUAUCAAACUGGCAUUGGUGAAGGCCUGCUCAGCUCGGGUGGUAAAAUCGCCUCUGGUGGUGUGCAAGCCUUGAAGCAGGGAUAUGGUUCUCUUUCUGGCUCGCCCAAUGAAAGGAGGCCGCCCAGUGCAGCUAAGGGAUCACACGCAGAUUCAGCACAUGAGCAGGAAUCCAACCAUCGCAGCACUGGAGCCAAGGAUAUACACCAAUCUCGACCCUCUGCAAGAACAUUCGACAGCCAGAGCACCAUUGGUAGCUUGCCCGACUCGCGAACCCAGUCAAGAAGCCCCUAUUACCACUCCAAGGGUCCAGCCCGAAGUGGUAGUAUCACAGAAAACAUUGUCGACACUAACGGUUUCCGAAAGGUUGUGCUUGAGAUGACGUCAAGUAGCGAGUCGAAUGAGGAGGAAGAGAAUUCAGGAGCCAACAAGGGGCAUCACGCGUAUGAUGAACGCAGAAAUCUAUCGGGGGUGAAACUGCGAGGCGGCAGCCAUGAGCAUAUUCCUGAACCCCAUGAUGAUGACUCCAAAAAGAAAAAGCGCCGGAAAAAGAAGCACAGCCACGGCAACGGAAAAGGGGAACGUGAACCGCUGUUGGGCGACUAG
This is a messenger RNA of Fonsecaea multimorphosa CBS 102226, 2226 nucleotides long. RefSeq lists its product as uncharacterized. Lineage: Eukaryota; Fungi; Ascomycota; Eurotiomycetes; Chaetothyriales; Herpotrichiellaceae. The record is from RefSeq and is a predicted model, not a curated record. Gene Ontology annotation, cellular component: intracellular membrane-bounded organelle. Gene Ontology annotation, biological process: magnesium ion homeostasis. Bases 1 to 2226 code for a protein of 741 amino acids. The transcript has 3 exons.